AUGGCUCUUGCCGGCAAAGUUGCCCUUAUCACGGGCGGUGUUAAGAACCUUGGAGCUCAAAGCGCCCUUGAGUUGGCUGGCGUGGGCGCCAACCUUGCUCUUCACUAUCACUCCUCUGAUGGUGAAAAGGAGACAGCCGCGCUUGAAGCUGCACUCAAGGAAAAGAACCCUUCAAUCAAGGUUUCAUUCUACCAAGGCGAUCUGACCACUGCAGCUGCAGUGAAGAAAUUGUUCCAAGAUGUUCUUUGUGACUUCAACCAAGUUGAUAUUGUGAUCAAUACUGUGGGAAAGGUACUGAAGAAGCCUAUUACGGAGAUAAGCGAGGAAGAGUAUGACACAAUGUUCGCGGUAAACUCUAAAACUGCAUUCUUUGUCCUCAAAGAAGCGGCUACUCAUGUGAGCGAUGGCGGGAAGAUCAUCAGCAUUGCCACCGCGCUCCUAGGAGCGUUUACUGGCUACUAUACUUCUUACGCUGGUAGCAAAGCUCCCGUCGAGCAUUUUACUCGUGGCGUUUGCAAGGAACUUCAAUCCCGUAGGAUCAGUGUGAACAAUGUCGCUCCGGGACCAAUGGAUACACCGUUCUUCUAUCCCCAGGAAUCUCCGGAAGCCGUUGAGUUUCAUAAAGCGAAUGGCAUGGGGGGUCGUCUUACCAUGAUCGAGGACAUUGCUCCUAUCAUCCGCUUCCUCUGCACGGAUGGUGCUUGGAUUACUGGCCAAACGAUUUUCGCCAAUGGUGGAUACACUACUCGUUGA
Molecule: messenger RNA, 753 nt
Organism: Penicillium canescens
Lineage: Eukaryota; Fungi; Ascomycota; Eurotiomycetes; Eurotiales; Aspergillaceae
Exons: 4
Coding region: 1-753 (250 amino acids)
Source: RefSeq, a predicted model, not a curated record